Messenger RNA from Strongylocentrotus purpuratus (purple sea urchin), 586 nucleotides. Its product is annotated as ubiquitin-protein ligase E3A-like. Gene Ontology annotation, molecular function: ubiquitin protein ligase activity. The coding region runs from base 35 to 343 and encodes 102 amino acids. The transcript has 2 exons. Lineage: Eukaryota; Metazoa; Echinodermata; Echinoidea; Camarodonta; Strongylocentrotidae. The record is from RefSeq and is a predicted model, not a curated record. Gene Ontology annotation, biological process: protein polyubiquitination.
AGAUCCCUACACAGACUCACAUUCAACCAUCAAGAUGUUUUGGGAAGUCUUUCACGCUCUAGACGAUGACCAGAAAAGGGAGUUCCUAGUAUUUGUGGCGGGGUCUGAUCGCGUACCGGUCGGUGGAUUGGAGAACCUCGGCCUCACCAUCGUUGAACUGAUCCCGGACGAUGUCGUCGACGACCCCGACGACCCCGACGAUCUGUGUCCAGUGGCCCAUUGCUGCAACAAUGACAAAUAUAACCGCACACUGGAACUUCCUAUGUACACGAGUAAAGAGCUCGUCAAGGAUCGCUUGAUGACCACUCUGUCGCUCUCAAACUGCCCAUUUCAUAUUGCCUAACGCGACGAAUACAGAUGGAGGGAGAGAUCGACUGCUUGGGCGAAACCCCUUAACCCAUUCUCUACUGGAAACUGGUGGUUCCUAUAUUAAGCCAUUUUUAAAUUUGGGAGUUCCGAAGUUAACGGGUUAAGAAUCGAUCAUACAUGACGCGGCAAUCCGCUGUUAUUUUAUGAAUGUGUUUAUGAAUACGGCAAAUACGGAUUAUAUAUUUAUGCGAGUGACAAAGGCCUGACAGGUACUUAC